CUAUGCCACAUGUCUAGAUAUUUAAUUGACACAAGGCUGUUCAGACCAGAUCAUAUGGUUUGAACAGCAUGUAGAGUAUAAGGCGAGAAUGUAAUAAAAAUAUGCUUUUUGUUUUCAAGAAUGUGUAGACAAGGAAGUGCAGUUUCUUCGUCGUAAGAUUUUAGUAAUCACAGAUAGUGAGGAAGUGGUUGCUAAGGAAAUCGUGGUUUAAAGUGACAGCUGACAAAGUGAUAAAAAGCGUUGUACAAAGGCGGGGUGCUUAAGUGUUCUGUAUUAGAAUUAGUCAAGAUUAAGAUGUCGGGGCACAGCAGUCGGAGUAAUCGCGCCGUACACAUUAGUUCAAUAUUUCAGAAGCUUCAGGGGCGUUUUACGGAAGCAAUGACUCCACCGAAGUUGUCAACAGACAAACGCAUGCUUGACAAAACAUGGAAAUUGAUGGACAAGGUAGUUAAGUUGUGCCAGCAUCAGAGGAUGAAUCUUAAAAACUCGCCGCCUUUCAUCCUAGAUAUCCUUCCGGACACUUAUCAGCGAUUGAGGCUAAUUUACAGCAAAUACGAGGAUCGAAUGCAUGUACUACACAGCAAUGAGCACUUCUGCGUUUUCAUAAACAACUUGAUGCGGAAGUGCAAGCAGGCAAUUAAGCUUUUCAAGGAGGGCAAGGAGAAAAUGUUUGACGAGACCUCACACUACCGUAGGAACCUGACAAAGCUCAGUCUUGUCUUUAGUCAUAUGCUCUCCGAGCUUAAGGCAAUUUUUCCGAAUGGAGUUUUUGGAGGUGAUCAAUUUCGCAUUACAAAGUCAGACGCCGCGGAAUUUUGGAAGGAAAGAUUUGGUAACAGUACCUUGGUUGCGUGGAAAGUAUUUAGACAUGAACUGAAUCAAGUUCACCCAAUAAGUUCUGGAUUACAAGCCAUGGCUCUAAAAUCUACAAUAGAUCUUACUUGUAAUGGUUACAUUUCUAAUUUCGAAUUUGAUGUUUUUACGAGGUUAUUUCAACCCUGGGCAACUUUAUUGCGUAAUUGGAAGAUCCUAGCUGUAACCCAUCCUGGUUAUGUUGCUUUUCUUACUUAUGAUGAAGUUAAAGCAAGAUUACAAAAAUAUUGUAUCACAAAACCGGGAAGCUACGUUUUUCGUUUAAGUUGCACGAGGUUAGGUCAAUGGGCGAUUGGCUAUGUUACAUCUGAUGGUGACAUUCUACAAACUAUACCGCACAACAAAAGUCUUUGCCAAGCACUCCUGGAUGGUUAUCGAGAGGGAUUCUAUUUGUAUCCAGAUGGACGAAAUCUAAAUCCCGACUUAACAUGGGCCGUUCAACCUACACCUGAAGAACAUAUUAAGGUGACAGCAGAGCAAUACGAGUUAUACUGUGAAAUGGGAAGUACGUUCCAGCUGUGUAAAAUUUGUGCCGAGCAUGAUAAGGACGUGAGAAUAGAACCCUGCGGCCAUUUAUUGUGCACACCGUGUCUCACAGCUUGGCAGGUAGAUUCUGAAGGACAAGGUUGCCCGUUUUGUCGAGCGGAAAUCAAAGGCACCGAACAGAUAGUUGUAGACCCAUUUGAUCCUCGAAGAACACAUAGACCUGGAGUUCAUUCAGCAUCAACGAGUAACGCAUCAACCCCUACGCGGGACUUAGACCCCGAUACUGAGGUAUCGGACUAGGAGUAGCAUCCACCCUCCAUUACGAAACGUGCCCUUUGUAUCACGAAAUCCCCAGUUAUGUAUCAUGUUCAAGAGAGCCGCUUGUUUUCUUAGUUCACUAAAGUUGAACUUUAAAUUAAUCAUUUUGCAAAAUUCUUCUCACAUCCAUACAUUUUUUUAACAUGUUACACACCAUCGUAUACCUUUUCUUAUCGCAAUUGCGAGUUUUUCGUUGUUGAUUACUGAUGCAGUUUUUAUUCCAGCCAAGGAUCUUAUUUUGUUUGAACUGAACGAUGCUUUUCUUUUCAAUUAUAAAUAAGUUGUAUGGUUAUUUUUAAUUCUCCUGUUUUAGCUACUUCAAUCGAUGUAUACUCAUUUUAUUUUUUAUUUUAAGUAUAAUGCAAAUGUUAAACCUAUUUCAUUAAACAAAAAUUAUUUACCUGAACAUUGUUUCAGACAGAAUUAAGAUUUUACAGUUUUAUUAAGGGAAUGUGAUACUUCGUCUUAUGGUAAAUCGGGUUCAGUUCCCUAUGAUUUUUUUCCACGAAAGUGAAAAUUUAAAAAAAAACUGAAUUCGGAGAUGCUAUGAA
Belonocnema kinseyi is the source of this 2228-nucleotide messenger RNA. It is a transcript of the gene Cbl, whose product is annotated as E3 ubiquitin-protein ligase CBL. The transcript has 5 exons. Lineage: Eukaryota; Metazoa; Arthropoda; Insecta; Hymenoptera; Cynipidae. The record is from RefSeq and is a predicted model, not a curated record. Gene Ontology annotation, cellular component: plasma membrane; membrane raft. Bases 295 to 1659 code for a protein of 454 amino acids. Gene Ontology annotation, biological process: cell surface receptor signaling pathway; negative regulation of epidermal growth factor-activated receptor activity. Gene Ontology annotation, molecular function: calcium ion binding; SH3 domain binding; ubiquitin protein ligase activity.